GAAUGUUCAGCUAAUUGCCCAUGGGCCGAGCUUGUGGCCGGUGGCCGGCUGCUGUCGUCGAGUGCCAUCGCUUCUAUCCUCCAUUUAUAGAGGGUGAUAAUUGACGUGCCCAAAGCGCCCACGAACUUCGUCAACUCUCCUCCAUCCCCUUCCUAUAUAAACCCCAAUUGCUCACUUUCUGCUUCUUUCGAAUCUCUCAAUUACAAGCCGCAACCCCAUCUCAUAAUCAUACCCAAAAGCUCAAAAGACUCGAAUCCGCCCAACCUAUUUAUUACACAAAAUCUACGCGAUUCUUCGGAUGAAGCUAGUGCCAAUAUUUUGGGGAGUUGAGGUGCUUCAAACGGAUGAUUAAAGGUUUUAAUACUCGUCUAGUUUUCACUGUUCUAUAUUUUUGGAGUUUCUGUUUUGAUUGGAUGAUAUUCAACUUUGAAUGCGUUUAGCUUUUUAAUGAUUUCUGGCUGCUGUUUCUAUUAGCUUAGAAUAUUCAACAUAUACUAAACCAAUUGUUAGAUUUUUUUUUUUUUUUAAUUUUCGAAAAAAAAAGAGGGAAAAAGAAGUAGGAUAUGGGGAUUUCCUCGAUUUGCUGUUGUUCUUGUGUACCUAUAAAAAAUUAACUGGGUUUCCUGUGGAUGUCUUUAAAAUCUUUUUUAAUUGCAUGAUCGUCCUACUCUUUGGGGGGGCACUUUGUUCAUUAUUAUGCAUUUUUUGCUAGAUGAGAGACUUUGCAAAAUAUAUUUAUUAUUGUAAAAGUCUUUGGCGCUGAUUCAAAGAAAAUCAUUAGCGUCGUUUAUAAAACUUGUGCCCUCUCUAUGGCAGCUGUGAAAGUUGGGAUUGGGGAAAAGGAAGAACUACGGUUUUGACCAUAAUGAAUUUUUUUUAUUCUCUUGGCGGCUGUUUCUGUCUGUAAAAUAUCAAAGACUCAAUACAACCAAAUUAAAUGCUUUACCUAAUUAGAGUCUGAUUCAGUUGACUGCUUUAGGUUUCUUGGUUCCGAUGGGAAGUUUAAUUUUCAAGAUUUCAACUGUUUCCCGGUCCCCCUCCCCCCCCUUCUCUCUCUCUCUCUCUCUCUCUCUCUCUCUCUCUCUCUCUCUCUCUUAGUGCUGAAACUAGGAUUAACUGGAUGCUGCUGUUUCAAAAGUUCAUAAAGUUUCCUGAAAGAUUUAUUAUAGGAACUAGUAUUGGGUCUGAGAUGUUACCUGAAGAUAUAGAGCAGUUUUAGUCCCUUCGUGCCAUGGUGUAAUGCUCUGUUUUCCAAGCAAACUUGACGAAAUUAAAAGGAGAACGAGAAUUUGGAAAUUUGAGAUUUGAUACUUAGGAUGGAGGAGAGAAACGUCACUGUUGCAUGUUUCUUUUUCAAAGAUCUCCUUCGUGACAAAGUCUUUGUGAAUAAUCAUCUAGUUCAACUCAUUGAAUGGAUUGCCAAAUCUUGCCCUCAUGAUAACAUAUGGGAAUUAAUAUUCCUGUUUCAGCAGAAACAAUUACACCAUCUUUUAAAGCAUGAUUUUGGAACCUUAAAUUUAGAUUUGGGUGAAUUUAGAUAAAUUUCAAUAAAAUUUUAUAUUACAUUUACCCAAUUCCAAGGUUUCUCCAAACAUAGGUUAGGUAAUUAUGAAUGUUAUACCAAUCAAUUUACCUUCUUAUGAAUUCUGGAAGUUCUGGCUUGGCAUCUGUUCAUGCAUGUUCCAGAAAUGCUCAAUGACAAUUUAGGUGAGAAGGCCGCAUAACAUUCAUGAAGUCAAAUUCAGUUUGAUGUUUAUACUGCUCAUUGAUUGCCACUUCUGCAGGCCUGGGAGUACAUUUAAUUGUUAGGAGCUGUGAAUGUUGAAAUACUUGCAACAUUAUUGUCAUUAUUAAACAUAACAUGAUUGGAGCGUGGAUUUGGUGUUAACAUGAACUAUUGCCCCAUGUGCGUGUUGUUAUGAAAUAUAUUAUUACCUUCUUAAUUGUUAAAUAAAAAACUUUCCGUCUUUCCACUUUCCAUUCUUCCCACUAAUUACAGCACUAAGCUGUUUUCUCCUAUCCUCCCUCUCUCCCUACACACGCACAUGUUCACGAAUGUUGCACAAGACUUGUCAAGCUGUCCAGAAUGGCGGACUCUUUUACUGCACAUCAUUCUCUUUGAAAUAUAAAGAUGAAGGGUGAGUUAAUAACUUAGUUUCUUUGUAUUCUUAUUGCAGGUUUAUUACAAUUUUGACCGGCAAUACUAAUCAGGAAAUCUGCCAACGGCGUAUUCUAACAAAUUAACAGGGUUUCUUCUUCCUGACCACAGCAAAGAUUUCUCAGUAUUUCAUCCAAAGAGCACCUGAUGCCAACAUCUUAGCAUGGACUCGCACCUUCUUUCUGGAUUUGGUGCGACUGGUGGGAGCUUAUCCCAUACAUCUUCUCAUCCGACUGUUUCAUCAACACCUACUUGGCUAUUAGGAUCCCUGAAAUUUGAUUUUGGGAACUCACCUACGUCAUCCUUUUCAACUCAUUUUGACUCGGACACCCCUACCACAUUAAGUGACAGCCAGGAUCAACACAGCUCCACAGAGAGUCCCUCAGGAGUUUCUGCCUCGUGUAGCUUUUCAGUCGGAAAUUCUCCGGGCAACUGUGCCCAAGAAAGCCUGCAGCUCUAUUCUGCUGGUCUUUCAUUCUCAAGGAAUGCAAAUUGUGGACAAAAGAUAACAUAUACUCUUCAGGAACUGGAGACUACUCUGAUGGAGCCUGAUGCAGAUGAAGAAGAAUUCAUCACACCAAACCUUUUGUUUGGGGAAGACGAGUGGCCACAAGGACCUGAUCAAAGAUAUAUAACAUGGAACCUGAAGCCUCACGGGGCACAAGCAUGUGAACCGCAGCCAUCUUAUGCUUCUGGCCAUAGGAAGGCUUGGGAAGGAUUUCACAUUGAGAAGCGUCAUAUGGCAAUGGAAGAGAUGUCUUUGCAGGGAAUUCCACCUGGCAGUCUGAAGCAAUUGUUGAUUGAAUGUGCCAGAGCACUGUCCGAGAACAAAACAGAUGUUUUCGAUAAGUUGGUUGAAAGUGCUAGGGGUGCUGUGUCUAUCAGUGGAGAACCAAUCCAGCGUCUUGGAGCCUACAUGAUAGAAGGGCUAAUAGCAAGGAAGGUGGCAUCAGGCAGCAACAUUUAUCAAACCCUCAUAUGUAGGGAGCCUGAAGGCAAUGACUUACUCUCAUACAUGCAUAUUCUGUAUGAGAUCUGUCCUUACUUGAAGUUCGGUUAUAUGGCAGCCAAUGGAGCAAUUGCCGAAGCAUGCAGAACUGAGGAUCGCAUCCACAUCAUAGAUUUCCAAAUUGCGCAAGGAACCCAGUGGAUGAUUCUCUUACAAGCACUUGCAGCAAGACCAAGUGGAGCUCCUCUUGUGCGAAUCACAGGGAUUGAUGACCCUGUUUCUAAGUAUGCCCGUGGCAGCUGUAUAGAGGCAGUUGGGAAACGGCUGGCCACAAUAUCCGAGAAGUUCAAGAUUCCAGUGGAGUUUCAUGCAAUGCCAGUCUCUUGUCCCAAUGUUACACGGGACAUGCUUGAUGUCAGGCCUGGGGAGGCUCUGGCUGUAAAUUUCCCACUGCAGCUUCACCACACCCCUGAUGAAAGUGUUGACGUGAAGAACCCAAGAGAUGAGCUCCUUAGAAUGGUGAAGUCGCUUUCUCCCAAGGUGGUCACUUUGGUGGAGCAGGAAUCAAACACGAAUACGGCACCCUUUUUCACUAGGUUUUUGGAAACUCUAGAGUUCUACUCAGCGAUGUUUGAGUCAAUUGACGCAACCCUGCCAAGGGAGAGCAAGGAUCGCAUUAAUGUGGAACAGCACUGCUUGGCUAGGGAUAUCGUGAACAUCAUUGCUUGCGAGGGGAAGGAGAGGGUUGAGCGCCAUGAGCUGUUUGGCAAGUGGAAGUCCAGGUUAACAAUGGCAGGGUUUCAGCAAUACCCUGUGUGUUCUUAUGUCAACUCUGUGAUUAAGAGGUUGCUGAAGUGCUACUCUGAGCAUUAUACUCUGGUAGAGAAAGAAGGGGCUACGCUGUUGGGCUGGAAGAACAGGAAUCUCAUUUCGGCCUCUGCCUGGCAUUGAGAAUAGAAUUGAGAAAAUAAGGAGGUAGAAGUAGCAACCACCAGCCUUUCUUUUCCUUCUUGUGGGCAAUAAUGUGAGACCUUCUGCAAUGGGAGCUUCAUGACAGUGAAACAUAUCAAUCAAUAGAAUAAGGUUAAAUGAUUCUUUAUUUAUUUAUUUUUUUCUGUUGGUCUAUUGUAAGCUGAAGGCGCACAUUUGUUAUACAUUACACUCACUGAUUAUCAGGGAA
This is a messenger RNA of Malania oleifera, 4287 nucleotides long. Its product is annotated as scarecrow-like protein 21. The coding region runs from base 2322 to 4058 and encodes 578 amino acids. Gene Ontology annotation, molecular function: DNA-binding transcription factor activity; sequence-specific DNA binding. The record is from RefSeq and is a predicted model, not a curated record. NCBI's taxonomy places the organism in Eukaryota, Viridiplantae, Streptophyta, Magnoliopsida, Santalales, Ximeniaceae. Gene Ontology annotation, biological process: regulation of DNA-templated transcription. The transcript is spliced from 2 exons. Gene Ontology annotation, cellular component: nucleus.